UUUAAUUUGUGAAUGGCCAAAAGGUGAAUGUUACCCAGCAAAAAGGAGAAGAAGAGAAGUACAUAUUUUGAUUGAUUUGAAAUAAGCGGCAUCGUACAGAUUGUACUUUCCCGUGAGAAAUUUCGAUAUUGGCAACAGAAAAGGUAUAAUAAAUCGCGGAUGGACGCAAAAUUGAUUUUCCUAAUAGAAGGGAGAGAAGCACUUUGGCAGAAUCAUCCGCUGAGCUUCCCGCGGUGGUUCGUCGAUCAGCAAUGGGAGGAAAUUUCCACUGAGCUGGGAGUAUCGAGUAGCACAAAUUUUUUUAUUUUAGCGGAUGACGCAAAACGGAGAUGGCGAACGUUGCGAGACACUUUUACGCGGAAACUAAAAACCGGCACCCACUGGGAGCACGAACAGUCGAUGGCGUUCUUGACACGCAAAACUAAUCACCCGGAACGUCAGGAGCUACUGUUAAAGAAGAACGGAGCAAAAAAACUUAAACGACACCGUCCGAAGGUUAAGGCAGUUUCAUCGACCACUAUAGUCUCAUCCACCGAGGAAACUGCAAAGAGUCCAUCCCCACAAGCUGUGGAGGUUGAAACGGUCGAUCAAGCUCCUGCGGAUGUCCCGGCACACAGCGUACCAUUGUGUCCUCGAACUGAACCGAAUCUGGAAGAUCGACGAAACACAAACAACAGCAUAGCGGAUGUAGUUGAUGCCUGCAGUGCCGCUGUUGUGCACAUCGAGUGUGACGACACGCUGCAUUAUGAUAUUUUCUCAGGACAAACCCUGACGGUUUCCAGUGGAUCUGGCUUUAUAGUGGACCAAGCUGGUCUUAUCCUAACGAACAUACACGUAGUAAUUGGCAAACCAAAUGCUUCGCUCACGGUUAAACUACCAGACGGGCGAAAGUUUCCCGGAGCCAUCGAGCAGGUGGAUCCGAAUUGUGAUCUGGCAUUGGUGCGCAUUCAAUGUGAAGACCUACCGGUGAUUAAGCUCGGUGAAUCGGCCAACCUGCGGUUGGGCGAACAGGUCAUUGCCCUCGGUAGUCCUCUGACACCGAUCAAUACUGUUACUGCCGGCAUUGUUAAUUCGAUGCAAUGCUCAUCAGCAGAGUUGGGCCUACGGGGGAAGAAUAUCAACUACAUACAAACGGAUGCGGCCAUUACUUUCGCCAAUUCGGGUGGUCCAUUGGUUAACCUAAGUGGGGAAGCGAUUGGAGUCAACAGUAUGAAGCUGACACCGGGAAUGAGCUUCGCAAUUGCCAUUGACCACGCUAGGGAACUGCUGCAGAAGGUAAAGGAAAGAGGCACAUCGACAGCACUUUCUCCGUGCAUGGGAUUAACGGUGCUCACCCUGGUGCCGGAGAUACUGCGCGAGUUGCGACAACGAAGUCUCGACGUACCGGACAAUUUUCGUAGUGGAAAUCUAGUGUGGAAAGUUGUCCAGGGAUCGCCAGCCCAUGUAAUUGGUCUCUAUCCAGGUGACAUCAUUACCGGCAUAAACGAUAGGGAAAUGGUGAAUUCCGCGGAUCUAUACAAAAUACUGGAGGACACGAAUUGUCCUUUGAAGAUUACCUUCUUCCGAGGCGAGGAGAACCUAACAAGGUUCGUACAACUCUUACAGCGUGAUACGGCAUCGUGUUGGGAACAGCAGAGUGAUGCCUAAACGUCAGUUUUCAGUCGCCAAUUAGGAAUUUUGAAAUAUUAUAGUAUUCAAACAAUGGUUUCUUCCUUUAGAAAUGCUCAAGUGCUUUUACUUAAGACUUUUGUUUAUUUGAGAAGAUAUACGGAGAUAUACGGAUAU
Sabethes cyaneus is the source of this 1785-nucleotide messenger RNA. Its product is annotated as serine protease HTRA2, mitochondrial-like. The coding region runs from base 160 to 1647 and encodes 495 amino acids. The transcript is spliced from 5 exons. The record is from RefSeq and is a predicted model, not a curated record. NCBI's taxonomy places the organism in Eukaryota, Metazoa, Arthropoda, Insecta, Diptera, Culicidae. Gene Ontology annotation, biological process: proteolysis; programmed cell death; positive regulation of apoptotic process. Gene Ontology annotation, molecular function: serine-type endopeptidase activity; protein binding.